Messenger RNA from Corticium candelabrum, 756 nucleotides. RefSeq names its product ras-related protein Rab-13-like. The transcript has 8 exons. The record is from RefSeq and is a predicted model, not a curated record. Gene Ontology annotation, molecular function: GTPase activity; GTP binding. The coding region runs from base 45 to 656 and encodes 203 amino acids. Lineage: Eukaryota; Metazoa; Porifera; Homoscleromorpha; Homosclerophorida; Plakinidae.
CUUCCUCUCACCAUCGCACUUAUUUGUCUUCCGUCUAGAUCAUCAUGUCUAAGAACUACGACGUUCUUCUCAAAAUUCUCCUCCUCGGCGACAGCGGCGUGGGCAAAACGAGUCUAAUCUGUCGCUACGUCGACGACGACGUGCGUGCUACACAUGUUGCCACUAUAGGGAUUGACUUCAAGUUGAAGACUGUGGAUGUGGGAGAUAAACGAGUUCGUAUGCAGAUAUGGGACACGGCAGGACAGGAGAGAUUUGAGACUCUAACCACUCAGUACUACCGCAAGGCGCAGGGAAUACUUCUUGUGUACGACGUUACGAGCGGGAGGUCGUUCAAGAAUGUACGAAGAUGGUUGGCCAGCAUAGAGGAGAACGCAAGUCAGAAUAUAAAAAGAUUAAUAGUCGGUAACAAGUCUGACAUGCUGGUCGGCCGAGAGGUCACCGUCAAACAAGGAAAACAGCUAGCUUCCGAGUAUAAACUUCCGUUUAUGGAAGUGAGCGCGUUGAAAAACACUAACGUAUCUGAGGCAUUUGGAGCUCUGGCAGGUCUAGUAGUCAAUCAGCAAUCUGGCACAGAACCAGCCAAACAAGUAGAAAGGAGAGAAACUAUUCAGCUUCAGCCGCAAUCAAGCAAAGAUGAAGGAGGUUGCAGUUGCUAGUACAUUUAGUAGUUCAUACAUAGAGUAUGAUUUGCAAGACAAGCAGGUGUACGCCAGACGUCAUUUGUAAAGCACGCGACUAGACAGAAAGAGUAGAUUU